AUGGAGAAGGGAAAGAGCAGGGAAGUGACCGUCUCAGCUCUGCAGUUCGCCUGCACGGACGACGUCUCCACUAAUGUCGCCACCGCCGAGAGGUUGGUAAGAACGGCUCAUUCAAAGGGUGCAAACAUUAUUCUUAUUCAGGAACUGUUCGAGGGAUAUUACUUCUGUCAAGCACAAAGUGAAGAACAUUUCCAGCGAGCUAAGCCGUAUAAAGAUCACCCUACAAUUCUGAGGAUGCAAAAACUUGCUAAAGAACUAGGUGUUGUGAUACCAGUUAGCUUCUUUGAAGAGGCCAACAAUGCCCAUUACAAUUCCAUAGCCAUAAUUGAUGCUGAUGGGACUGACCUUGGGAUCUACAGAAAGUCUCACAUUCCUGAUGGACCAGGCUACCAGGAGAAGUUUUACUUCAAUCCAGGAGAUACUGGCUUCAAGGUUUUCCAAACAAAGUUUGCAAAGAUUGGAGUAGCUAUAUGUUGGGAUCAGUGGUUCCCUGAGGCAGCCCGGGCCAUGGCUCUACAAGGUGCUGAGAUAUUGUUCUACCCCACCGCUAUUGGUUCUGAACCUCAAGAUGAUGGGCUUGAUUCUCGUGAUCACUGGAAGAGAGUGAUGCAAGGCCAUGCUGGAGCCAAUUUGGUGCCUCUAGUGGCAUCAAACCGCAUCGGGAAGGAAUUAAUACAGACUGAGCAUGGGAAAAGUGAGAUAACAUUUUACGGGAACUCAUUCAUAGCAGGGCCGACAGGAGAAAUAGUUGAAGCUGCUGAUGACAAAGAUGAAGCUGUUCUUGUAGCAAAGUUUGAUCUUGAUAAGAUCAAAACCAAGAGGCAUAGUUGGGGAGUAUUUCGUGAUCGUCGUCCAGAUCUAUACAAGGUGCUUCUUACUUUAGAUGGAAGUAACCCAUCUCUGUAA
This is a messenger RNA of Linum trigynum, 906 nucleotides long. The record is from the annotation of a GenBank genome assembly. Lineage: Eukaryota; Viridiplantae; Streptophyta; Magnoliopsida; Malpighiales; Linaceae.